AACGUGUGAUUUAACAUGCUCGUCCCCAUCGGGUGACCCAGAGGAGACUCUAAAAGCUAAAAGCUGGAGCAUGGAGUGCGAGCAGCCCAUUUUCUCCGUGCUGGGAGGCGGAAUGAAGCUGCAGAAGACAGUCGACGCUCCGCGGCCGACUAUGAGCGGCAGUCCCGGAAAAACCUCACUGGCUGCGGCCACCUCCGACACCGAGUCCGGGAUCUACUCUGUUGAGAGCGAGCUGUGUGUGGACCACGAAUCCGAGCUGGACUGGUUCUGCGGCACCGAGCAGAAACUCAUCUGCUCCCACUGCGCCACCGUGGGCUCCUGCCAGGGACACACCGUGACCCCUCUGGCCACCAGAGUCACCAGAGUCAGGGACAAACUGGUGGACGUUUGUGAGAAAAUGCAGCUGCAGGCCCUGAGGAUUGAGAGGUUUAUCGAGCAGACACUGGCAGCCAAAGAGCAGAAGCUUCAGGCAGCGGCGAGCAGGGCGAGGGAGCAGGUGCUGGCUCAGGUGAGCGCGGCACGUGAAACCCUGGAGGAGGAGGAGCAGCGUCUCUUGGAGGAGGUGCAGAGAGAGGAGGAGCGUGUGGAGCAGUGUCUCCUGACCCAGAGAGCCCACUGGGGCCAAGCGUUGACGAAUCUGUCGCAAACACGCUCCCGUCUGGUGCACACGCUGACGCACACUCCCGACGCACAGCUGGUGACCAGUGUCCAGGAGAUAGCUGAAAGGGUGGAGGAGGCAGAGGGGGUCGGGGAGCCCUGUGACACAGACCAGCUCAGCCUGAACCCGUGCUGCACUGAAAGCAAGCUGCUGAGGGGUCUGUGGGCUACUGCAGUGCUGCUCGGGCCAAACACUUAUGGAUCAUCAUGUUUAAAGUUCGAUGAGCGCACAGUCAGCCCUCUUCUCUCUCUGUCUGAGGACUUCUGCACUUUAACUUUCCUCCACAAAAAAACGCGCCAGUCUCCACCCUACGACCCAGCACGAUUUGACUCUUGGCCCAACGCCUUAGGCUCGGUGUCUAUGUCCUCUGGCACCCACAGCUGGGUGGUAGACGUGGGCCAGAGCGGCGCCUUUAAAGUCGGGGUCUGCUACGCCUCCCUGGAGCGCAAAGGUUCUGGGAACGAGGCUCGACUGGGCCACAACAGUCGGUCCUGGGUGCUGUCUCACUACGACGGAGACUACUCCUUCUGCCACGCAGGGAAGAAGGUGCCGCUACAAGUGGCGAGGAGGCCAGAGAGGGUGGGCCUGCUGCUGGACUGGCAAAGUCAGACGCUGCUAUUUUACGAGCCACACUCCUGCGCUGUGCUGUACUCAGUCUCACAGAACUUCAGUGCCCCGCUGCUGCCGGCCUUUGCCGUGACUGACCGCAGUAUCACCAUACUGCACUGAUGGACACACACAACCACACACACAGAGUUAUAUAGUGCCAAAAUUGCUAAAUGAGCAUUAAAGAUGUGAAGAAACCACAGAGAGAAACAACGUCCUCUAAUGUAGAUUUAAUUAGCAGCUUCGCUGUGUGAGCAGUAAUGAGAACUCCAGACACAGCCUCAGUUUCUAUUUAUUCAGUCCUGCUGUAGACACCUUUAUUUUUUACUGUUUCUUAUUAUU
Messenger RNA from Neolamprologus brichardi, 1606 nucleotides. RefSeq names its product B-box and SPRY domain containing (gene bspry). The record is from RefSeq and is a predicted model, not a curated record. Gene Ontology annotation, molecular function: protein binding; zinc ion binding. Lineage: Eukaryota; Metazoa; Chordata; Actinopteri; Cichliformes; Cichlidae.